Molecule: messenger RNA, 791 nt
Organism: Chenopodium quinoa (quinoa)
Lineage: Eukaryota; Viridiplantae; Streptophyta; Magnoliopsida; Caryophyllales; Amaranthaceae
Product: ubiquitin domain-containing protein 1-like
Exons: 4
Coding region: 255-608 (117 amino acids)
Source: RefSeq, a predicted model, not a curated record
AAAAAAAAAAAAAAAAAUCAUUAGACAUCCAAAUCACUUUCAAACAACGAUCCAUUAAUUUUCAUUCCGGCUUUCUUUCUUCUUCUUCUUCUUCUUCCUCUUCACCCCUUUAUAUAUCCCGAAAAUCCUCUCUCUCCUCUCUCAUCACUCUUAAUUCUUCCAUUGUUCUCCAACUAACUGCUGUUAGAGAGAGAAACUCAGAAGAGAGAGAAACUCAAAGAUUCGAUCGUCUUCUUCGCUCGGAUUCUUCCGCCAUGGGUUGCAUUUCUUCGCGCGACAAAACUACUGGUGCUGAUAGCGCUAAGAAGAUUAGAAAGCCAAAGCCAUGGAAGCAUACUGAAGCAAUUACUAGGGAACAACUGAAUAGGAUGCGUGAGGAAUUCUGGGACACAGCACCUCACUAUGGUGGCAGACAAGAAAUCUGGGAUGCACUCCGUGCUGCUGUGGAAGCUGAACUGAGUAUGGCACAAGCAAUUGUUGACAGUGCUGGAGUAAUUGUGCAAAAUCCUGACCUGACUGUUUGCUAUGAUGAGAGAGGUGCAAAGUAUGAACUGCCUAAAUAUGUUGUGAGCGAACCAACCAACUUGAUCCGUGACAAUAAUUCUUGAGAACUGGAAGUUAAACCAAAACUGACAAGGUUGUAAAUCAUGUAAAUCAAUACUAUAGUGGUUCUUUCAUGUAGUCUAGCAGGAAUAUCUCUACAAUUUUUUCUGCCAUAUAUCCUAUCGGAAAUGGGCUCAUUGACUCAACUCAGCUACUGAGGGUUGAUUAUAUAGAUUCUUCUGGAGAAA